UGCGCUCUCCUUGACCGCCGUGAGGUCAAUCUGGGAAAGGCCGAGAAACGCCGAUGGAGACGAGAGGCCGCGAUGUACCCCCAGGUCCGGCGAACGCCGAGGCGUCGCCCGCGGCGCAGCCACCAGCGCCCGAAACCCUAGCCGAAGCUCCUCGGAGGAGAGCCAGCGGUGCCAAGAGGAAAGCCCAUACUCUGUCCUCUUUCGCCGGUACCUCCUUCUCCGCCCCCCCGAAGCGCCAGGCCAAGGAGAGGAACCUCCUCCACCAUGUCUUCCCCGUUCACAACGGCCCCUGCACCAGAGCUCGGCAAUCGCCUCACAAGGUCGCGGCCGCCGCCACUCAUAAGCCUACCGAUCAUGUUGCGGUGCCCGCGUGGGCCACGGAGACUAAGGCAAAGGACGCCUCGGCCGACGGAGGACAGAUCAAGGCGGAGGAAGAGGAGGUGUCUGAGGAGCCGCUCGUGGAUGUGGAGUUUGAGGCCAUUCGAUCUCGAGGUGCCAGCGUUCAUGCUGUCCCUACUCCUGCCGGAUGGUUCUCAUGGAAUAUAAUUCAUCCUGUGGAGAAGCAUAUGUUGCCUUCUUUUUUUGAUGGGAAGUCUGAAAACUGGACAUCUGAAGUGUACAUGGAAAUUCGGAAUUCCAUCAUGAAGAAAUUUCAUUCCAACCCUCAGAAGCAGGUGGAACUCAAAGAUUUCUCAGAGCUGUCUGUGGGAGAUGCAAAUGCGAGGAAAGAAGUCCUGGAAUUCUUGGACCACUGGGGUCUGAUCAAUUUUCAUCCUUUUCCACCAUCCAUACCCGAAGCAAGCAAAUCUGAUGCUGAUGACACAGUUAAAACAUCAUCUUUGGUCGAUAAGUUGUACCAAUUUGAAACAAUUCAGUCCUUUCUCCGAAUUAAAGAAGAGCCCUUGGUACCUGCUGCACCACCUUGCUUGCUACCAGAGUCUGCCCUAACUGAUGAUUUGGUUAGGCCAGUUGGUCCUUCUGUUGAGUACCAUUGCAACUCUUGCUCAGCUGAUUGCUCUAGAAAGCGCUACCAUUGCCAAAAGCAGGCAGAUUUUGAUUUGUGCAUUGAUUGCUACAACGAGGGGAAGUUUGGAUCUGGCAUGUUACCAGCUGAUUUCAUCCUUAUGGAAUCUGCAGAGGUUCCUGGUUUAAGUGGUGGGAGUUGGACAGAUCAGGAAACUCUGCUUCUACUAGAAGCCUUGGAACUUUUUGGGGAGAACUGGAAUGAGAUUGCUGAACAUGUUGCUACAAAAACCAAAGCCCAAUGCAUCUUACAUUUUCUUCAAAUGCCGAUUGAGGAUUCUUUCUUAGAAGGCGAUGAUGAUGAUAAUGACAAUAACCUGGAUAGCAAGAAUCAGACUUCAUCAAAUAAAGAAUCAACAGCCACAAAUACUUCUGAAUUGAUGGAAUCUGACAAGAAAGAAGCAAAGGAGGAUGAGGAACGCUCUCCUGCAGAUGCUCUUGAGGCUGAAACAAAAAAAUUUGAAAGUUCUGAAAAUAUAGAUGAACGUAUAACUUCCAAAACAGAUCCUUUGGUGAAUAAGAGUACUGAUGACAAACAUAUUUUCCAAGAAAAUGGGGCCAGUUUUGCUAUUGAUGCACUGAAGGCUGCAUUUCAGGCUGUUGGAUACUUUCCUGAACAAGGAUUGGGUUCAUUUGCAGAAGCAGGAAAUCCAGUCAUGGCACUUGCAGCAUUCUUAUCAGGUGUUGUAGAAUCUGAUUCUCUUAUCACCUCAUGCCGCAGUUCCCUGAAAGCCAUAUCAGAGGAUUCACCUGGCAUCCAGCUUGCUACCAGGCAUUGUUUUGUUCUUGAAGAUCCCCCAACUGAUAGUAAGGAUCCAUCUCUCUGUGUGAGUCCUGAUAUUGAAACAAGCAAUGCGGGGAUUCAUAAGGAUGAAAGCAAAAUGUCAAUUUUAGAUACCACCGACAAAUCAGAGGAGCAGAACAAGAUUGCUGCCUCUACGGAGAAUGAUGGGAACUCAUCCAGUUUGUUGCAAGAUUCUUCACCAAAAGAAACUGAUGUGGAAGAAGUAAAUGAUGCGACUCCAAAGAAGGCAGUGCUCGCCACUGUUCAGGAAUCUGUUGAUCAGUCUUUGUCUGGGGACCAGUGUAUGGCUAGUAACGCGAAGGGUGUAACUGGUGCUUCUUUGCCUGUAGAACCUAUGCCCAACGUUAUGAAAGAAACUGAAGAUUUAGCUUUUCAAGGUGAAGUUACAAAGAGUAAGAAGGCAAAGGAAGUUAGUUGUCCCAACUCAGUGGAUCAGAAAUCAAAUAGUAUGAGAAGUUCAGAUGAUCUAGCUUCAACAGACAGGGUCCAACAGCAUGCAGAUUCUACAAAGGCUGUAGAUAAGAUACGUACUUCAGUUAUCUCAGAAGAACAAGUGCGCGUGCCAACAGGUGGUUCAAUCGAUGAAAUUAAAGACAAAGCAGUUGAGGGUGAGAGAAAAGAGUCAUGCAACAAUGAUGAGAAAAUUUUCAACCCAACUGCAGUUGAUGAUGAUCUUAAGAUAGAUAGGUUGAAACGUGCUGCAGUGACUGCACUCUCAGCUGCUGCUGUGAAGGCUAAGCUUCUUGCCAAGCUGGAAGAAGAUGAAAUUCGGAAACUCGUUUCUUUGAUUAUUGAAAAGCAGUUGCAUAAGUUGGAGGUGAAGUUGGCAUUUCUCACCGACAUAGAAAGUGUCGUCUUCAGGAUGAGAGAACAAACAGAGAAAGCAAGACACAGACUUAUGCUUGAGCGUUCACAGAUAAUUGCUGCUAGACUUGGUGCAGCACCCGCUUCCCUACACAGAGCCAACCCAUCUUCCUUACCAAUAAACAGAUUAGCCAUGGGAUACAGCGCAACUGGUCUAAAGCCACUUAACAUUGCAUCGCGGAAUCCACCACCUGUAAGGAGGCCAUGAAGAUGGGAAUCUAGUUGCUUUUGUACUCCCUGGUCUUGGCAACAUUGUUGUAGAAUUGUUGGAUCAUUGCAGCGGUUGGACCAAGCUGGUUUUCUGAACAUGAUUCAUUUUCUUCUCGUCGGAGAACUGCUUUGUUUCUGAUUUCAUAUCAACCAGGUUCAUCUAUUAAUGUUGUAUUCACCUAAAGGAAAGAAGAUCUAUUUAUAUCUGUAAUCUGCCUGAUCUUUACCUUGUAACCACCACUCGGUCAACGUUCACUAAGGUAAGACCAUAAGAGGAAUGAUUGCUGCUAUAACCAUGAUAGCCACAAUAUUCUGACUGCUGCUCCCCUCCACUGAAGUGGAUAGUGAAAACAUAUACAGGUGUGAUGCAAAAUGAGAGAGUCAAACUGAAGAAAGGAUCACAAGUAUGUCUUCUCUCGAACGAAUGUUUUCAUGCAUGUAUUUGACUUCA
Molecule: messenger RNA, 3353 nt
Organism: Musa acuminata subsp. malaccensis (wild Malaysian banana)
Lineage: Eukaryota; Viridiplantae; Streptophyta; Magnoliopsida; Zingiberales; Musaceae
Product: SWI/SNF complex subunit SWI3D-like
Molecular function (GO): zinc ion binding; protein binding
Source: RefSeq, a predicted model, not a curated record